Molecule: messenger RNA, 2102 nt
Organism: Daphnia carinata
Lineage: Eukaryota; Metazoa; Arthropoda; Branchiopoda; Diplostraca; Daphniidae
Product: G-protein coupled receptor Mth2-like
Exons: 7
Coding region: 255-1970 (571 amino acids)
Biological process (GO): G protein-coupled receptor signaling pathway; cell surface receptor signaling pathway
Cellular component (GO): membrane
Molecular function (GO): G protein-coupled receptor activity
Source: RefSeq, a predicted model, not a curated record
CGUUGUGGCAGAGUCUUUGUUUAACUCGGCACUGCGUCCACAACAUAAGAAGCAAUCGAAUUUCCUCCCCCGUUUGAAUUUGUUUCGAUAACAUGCGGUUUGUGGCUUUGGUGUUAGGCUAACGGAUUUCCUUCCUGACGGGACGCGGUUUGAUUAAACGUCAGGAGUUUUUAGUUCACGCAAGACAAUUGGAAUCCAGUUGGAAUUUGAAGUGCAGUGAUCUCAAAACGUUAUCCAGUUAAAAUAAAGGCACCAUGAUUUUAUUAAACUACUUCGUCGUGGUUCUUACUCUGCUGAAAGUAAAGUGCAACUACGCGCAAACUGAAUUCAAUCAAACUGUAUCGCUGACCAAAUGCUGUUCACAAGAAGCAAACGCUUGCAAUUCAACUGAUCAAUGGCUUCAACUGCCUCCAAUUUAUUCUGCCACCACCAACGAAACAGUUGAUCUCAAAGUUUCGUUCGUUCAUCGCAACACGACAUGCAAGUCCGGUUACAAAAACAAGAACUCGAUGCAGUUUCAUUUGCAUACGGACGGAUCGGCCAACGUGCAAGGCAAACUGCUUCAACCUCAUGAAUUCUGCCUCGAUCGACACCUUCAGGAAUUCACCGUUCGUUACUGCGUUCCGGACGCGUGCAGUCAAACGCACUGCGUUCGCAAGUGUUGCCCGAGGGGAACAGUCCUUAAUAUCGCCUCGUUCGAAUGCGACACGCACAACAACGCCUCAUUAUUCGAAUUCGUUUUUCACGACACUUCGGGCCAGUUAGUCACACCGGACGUUGGAUCGUAUAUCAUUCACGACACUGAACGCCUGGAAUGCCCCAACAACACGGGCACUCAGGAGCCUCUGACGUCCAAAACGCGAAUGUUCAACGUGUCCCCGGAAGAGACAGCAGACGACCUGUUCUAUGUUCUUCCGGAUGGCCAGCUCUUCUUUCCUAACUUUCCGGAAGGCAAUCAAGUAACCAGAGACUAUUGCAUCGAUGACUUCCUCUCUGAAAACACCAUCAAUCGACAAGCAUUGCUUUGUUUUCCGGCUCAACCGAAGGAAACGGAAGAUGUGAAGCUGGUCAUCAAGGUGUUUCCUUAUUUCCUGUUUCUUUCCUCCUUUUUCUUGAUUGCUACGUUCUUCGUGUACGCUUCGAUCCGCGAACUACGCAACAUUCACGGUGUGACAAUCAUGUGUUACGUGGCUUCGUUGACUGUGUCGUACAUCGGUUUAGGAAUACAUCAAUUGCAGACGGAAGAAUCCAAGGAAUGCGUCAUUGUUGCUGUGCUCAUUCACUACACUCUUCUGUCAACGUUUUCCUGGAUGAGCGUCUUCAGCUUCGACAUUUGGAGGACCUUCAGCGAUCUGAGGCUACCUGCAUCGAUAGCUGGGUACAAUAGGCUGGGUACUCGCUUUACUUGUUAUUCGAUUUACGCGUGGUCCGUUCCGUUGGUGAUCGUCGGUAUUGGUCAAAUCCUUGAUUACCACAUUGACUACUUACCCAAGCACAUUGUGACGCCUCAAUUUAGCGGCAUCAGAUGUUUCUUUAACGACGCGGCGGCCUAUUGGGCCUAUUUGUACGGACCCAUGGCAUUCUGGAUCGUGUGUAACAUUGCCUUCUUCGUCAUGACGGCCGUCAUCCUCCACCGGGCCAAAAGGGAUACCGUCUUUGCUGUCAAGAGCGCCCACGCCAGACAAACUCUGCGUCUCAUUUUCAGCCUGUUCAUUCUGAUGGGCGUCACGUGGAUCAUGGAAGUGGUAUCAUACGCUAUCGGCGGAUUGGCUUAUUUCUGGAUACCCACCGACAUCCUCAACAUCCUGACGGCCGUUUUCAUUUUUUACAUUUUCGUUUGCAAGCCGAACGUGUGGCACUUGCUGCAACAGAAAUUCCCGUGGCUUAAAGUGCUGAAACGAUGUCGUCCGUCGCAAAUGACGUCGCAACAAACAUCGCAGCAGACAUCGCAGCAGACAACGAGUACUUAACAACAUCACCAUCAACACGAUUCACGUUGCUGUCUGCGAUUGUAAUUUCUCGGGUUUGAUUUUUCAUUCAUUUUCAGGUCAUGUUCCACUGCCAUUAUCUUUAAAUAAAUUGAACCGUACCUGUUUAGCAUA